UUAUUUUGUUUUGUAUUAUAUGAAGAUUUUUUCUUUAUUUUAAUUUUUUAUUAAUUUCCUUUUUAUUUUCUUACGACUGCGUAAGGAUCAGUAACCAGACGAGACGCCUUGAAUCUCUCUCGAAGGAGCCAGUGAAGGCGAAGCUUCUUACAGUGACUUACGUUACCUGUUUGACUUCGUUCGGGUAGAGAGAAGCUCUCAGAUUCGAUGGCGGCAGUUGGAGGAUCAGCUUCACUUAUCGGUUUCCUGUCUGCCUUUCGGCCGGACUUAACGACUUCAUCUCAAGCAAGAGCUGGACAGAACCCGAUUCAGUCGAGAUGGACUCGCCGGUCGACGGUGACCUCGUGCGUUCAGGUGUCGACGACGAGUAAGGCGGAGGCAAGGUUCGAUGAGAACGGGAUGUUCAGGAGGAAGGAGAAGGGAAACGAAGAGGCUGCGAAUUUGUACGCGACUGUGUUGACGGAGUCGGAGGAGAAGAUGAACCGUGGAGAGAGCUUGAAGGAUUAUUUUGAGAAGUCAAUGGAUUUGAUUAGAUCGGACGGUGGGGGUGGGCCUCGCUGGUUCUCUCCAUUGGAGUGUGGGGCACGCGCUCCAGAUUCUCCUGUCCUCCUCUUUUUGCCCGGGAUUGAUGGAACGGGACUUGGACUUAUAAGGCAUCAUAAAAAACUAGGGAAGAUUUUUGACAUAUGGUGCUUGCAUAUUCCGGUUAUGGAUCGUUCCCCAUAUACAGAGCUAGUGAAACUUGUAGAGCGAAGGGUAAGAUCAGAGAAUUAUCACUCUCCAAACAGAUCCAUAUAUCUUGUUGGAGAAUCUCUUGGCGGGUGCAUUGCACUAGAUGUUGCUGCACGAAACCCUGAUAUUGAUCUUGUACUAAUUUUGGCAAACCCAGCUACAUCUUUUGGAAAGUCAACAUUUAAACAUCUAAAACCUUUGUUGGAAAUCAUGCCGGAGCAACUCCCAACCAGCCUCCCAUAUAUGCUAAGCUUAAUAACAGGUGAUCCUUUGAGGAUAGUGAUGGAUAAUAUGGUGAAAGGACUUUCUGUUCGACAAACAGUUGGAGAUCUGUCACAAAACCUUGUUGGAAUUUCAUCUUACCUCUUUGUUCUGGAUGGUAUAUUACCUAGAGAAACACUUCUCUGGAAGCUGCAGAUGCUUGAAUAUGCUUCUUUAUCUGCAAAUUCGCAUCUCCAUGCUAUAAAAGCUCAAACGCUGAUACUUUCCAGUGGAAAGGAUCAGUGGCUGCCAAGUCAGGAAGAAGGGGACAGACUUUCUCGUGUAUUGCCUAGAUGUGAGAUUAGGAGGUUCAAUGAAAAUGGGCAUUUUCUCUUCUUGGAGGAUGACUUUGAUUUGUUAACCAUCAUCAAGGCUGCUAGCUUUUAUCGCCGUGGGAAGUACCAUGAUUAUGUUUCAGAUUACAUGCCUCCAACCCCUUCUGAAUUCAAAAAAAUAUAUGAUUCAAACAGAUGGCUGUUUGUUGCUACUAGCCCGGUGAUGCUCUCAACUUCGGAGGAUGGUGAGGUGGUAAGGGGCCUUGCUGGGAUUCCUUCAGAAGGACCAGUGUUAUAUGUUGGCUAUCACAUGUUACUUGGACUUGAGUUGGUUCCACUGGUUUCCCAAAUUUUGAUCGAGAGGAAUAUCCUUCUGCGAGGCAUAGCACAUCAACUGAUGUUUAAACAUACGAAACCUGGAGUUUUACCUGAUUUACAAUCAUAUGACAGCUUCAGGUUAAUGGGUGCAUCUCCCGUGUCUCCUACCACCCUCUACAAAUUAUUAUCAUCAAAGUCUCAUGUACUUCUCUAUCCUGGAGGUGCACGGGAAGCCUUACACAGAAAGGGUGAAGAAUACAAACUGUUCUGGCCAGAGCAAUCUGAGUUUGUUAGGAUGGCAGCUAGAUUUGGAGCUAAAAUUGUACCAUUUGGUGUUGUCGGAGAAGAUGAUUUUGGUGAAGUAGUUUUUGAUUAUGACGAUCAAAUAAAGAUUCCCUUCUUGAAGGCUAUGAUAGAGGAAACAACAAAGGCGGCAUCGCACUUGAGGACUAAUGAAAGGGGUGAAGUAAGAAAUCAAGACUUGCACCUUCCGUGGAUUCUACCAAAAUUUCCAGGCCGGCUUUAUUAUUAUUUUGGGAAAACAAUUGAAACAGCAGGGAGAAAGCAUGAAUUGACAGACAGGGAAAAAGCUCAAGAACUGUAUUUACAAGUGAAGUCGGAGGUUGAAAAUUGUAUGGCUUAUUUGAAGGAGAAAAGAAGAAGUGAUCCGUAUAGGAACAUAUUGCCUCGGUUAUUGUAUCAGACGACACAUGGACUUGCGUCGCAAGUUCCCACCUUCGAGGUUUAAUAUUUCUCCAUGUUCAAAUACUUUUAUCUCACUCGCAAGAAUAUCCGGAUACAGAAACAGAUACAGGGAUGUGAAAGACGAAAGGAUCAUCAGUUGGGUAGUUGGUUUACUUAGCUCUACAAUACUCAGCUUUGAUUGAUUGACGCUGCAGAUUUUCUAGCAUGCAGCAUUGAUAGAGGACACCAUGGUUGAUUCUCUGUGAAUUAUAAGGUAUUUAUUUUUUAUUUAAAAAAAGUUUUCAUUUUUUGGAGCAAAUAAAGGCAGGGGGAAACAAUCAAAUCCCAUUUGUAUAAGAUAUUUGAUGAUUUAUAGUGCUUCCUUUAUUCAUAAAUAAGAAAUUUAAGUGGCUAAACACUGAAAUCAAA
Messenger RNA from Carica papaya (papaya), 2699 nucleotides. RefSeq names its product phytyl ester synthase 2, chloroplastic-like. Gene Ontology annotation, cellular component: membrane. NCBI's taxonomy places the organism in Eukaryota, Viridiplantae, Streptophyta, Magnoliopsida, Brassicales, Caricaceae. The record is from RefSeq and is a predicted model, not a curated record.